GGUAGUAAUGUGUAGUGGGGGAAGCACCUGCCAGGCCCCUCCACCUGCCAGUUGACUGGGCACCCCAAGGUUGUGGGAUGCCUACCUGGUGUUCUCCAACACCCCAGUCCUGUCUGGUGCACCUCUCCCGGUGGUUGCUUCCCCUGAUGCCAGCGAUUUAGACCAUCCCUGCUGUAUCCACGGCAACAGAAGCAGGAGUGUUACUGGUCGCCAGAUCACUGAGGGUCCCACAAACGAUGUGGCCUGGGUUGUGAUUUACCUUGAAUGAAACAGCUUGAAUCCCCUUUCUGGAUACCAAGGCAACCCUGCUGAGAGAGCCAAGGUAGCACAGACUUGUGCCAACUCACCACUGAAGAUAUUGCUGUGAUUCUCACCUAAGGGGAGAAAGCUGCUAGAGGGCUGAAGAAAGAUGAUGUGAGGGUAUAACCCAGCACGUCAGCUGAUGGAGUCCUACAGGGUCCAUGGAGUAUCAGAUUGGCUGACCCCAUAGGGUUGAGAGCAGCCCUUGGCCCUCAGUAUGGCCAACACCACUGGAGAGCCUGAGGAGGUGAGCGGAGCACUAUCCCCGCCAUCUGCAUCAGCUUAUGUGAAGCUGGUGCUUCUAGGAUUGAUCAUGUGUGUGAGCCUGGCGGGCAAUGCCAUCUUGUCCUUGCUGGUGCUCAAGGAGCGCGCUCUGCACAAGGCUCCUUACUACUUCCUGCUAGACCUGUGCCUGGCUGAUGGCAUACGCUCUGCUGUCUGCUUCCCUUUUGUGCUGGCUUCCGUGCGCCACGGCUCCUCGUGGACCUUCAGUGCACUCAGCUGCAAGAUUGUGGCUUUCAUGGCCGUGCUCUUUUGCUUCCAUGCGGCCUUCAUGCUCUUCUGCAUCAGUGUCACCCGCUACAUGGCCAUUGCCCACCACCGCUUCUACGCCAAGCGCAUGACACUCUGGACAUGUGCAGCUGUCAUCUGCAUGGCCUGGACCCUGUCUGUGGCCAUGGCCUUUCCACCUGUUUUUGACGUGGGCACCUACAAGUUCAUCCGUGAGGAGGACCAGUGCAUCUUUGAGCAUCGAUACUUCAAAGCCAAUGACACACUGGGUUUCAUGCUUAUGUUGGCUGUGCUCAUGGCAGCCACACAUGCUGUCUAUGGCAAGCUUCUUCUCUUCGAGUAUCGUCACCGCAAGAUGAAGCCAGUGCAGAUGGUGCCAGCUAUCAGCCAGAACUGGACAUUCCAUGGCCCCGGGGCCACCGGCCAGGCUGCUGCCAACUGGAUCGCUGGCUUUGGCCGUGGGCCCAUGCCACCAACCCUGCUGGGUAUCCGGCAGAAUGGGCACGCAGCCAGCCGAAGGCUGCUGGGUAUGGACGAGGUCAAAGGUGAAAAGCAGCUGGGACGCAUGUUCUACGCGAUCACACUGCUCUUCCUACUCCUCUGGUCACCCUACAUCGUGGCCUGCUACUGGCGAGUGUUUGUGAAAGCCUGCGCUGUGCCUCACCGCUAUCUGGCCACUGCUGUUUGGAUGAGCUUCGCCCAGGCUGCUGUCAACCCGAUCGUCUGCUUCCUGCUCAACAAGGACCUCAAGAAGUGCCUGAGGACUCAUGCCCCCUGCUGGGGCACAGGAGGUGCCCCAGCUCCCAGAGAACCCUACUGUGUCAUGUGAAGCAGGCUGAUAGGCAAGCAGGCAGAGAGAAGGUCGUGGUCACCAUAAUGGGGCCAACAGCAAAAGAGGGAUGGGGCCCCGUAAAGGAGCUUCCUUUCUGAGCUUUAGCCCCAGCCCUCUGGACCACUCACAAUCUAGCCACCUUUGCCAAUACCUCCCUAGGGUUAGGGACUGGGUGGAAGGUGUUUAUAGUUUUGUGUGGCCUGUAUCUGCCACCUCCUUCUUCACUGCUCUCUCUCUCAAGUGACAAUUCAGAAAAAGAAAACAAAACUGAAAAUGGAGGUUUUUCUACUAGCAGCUGAGAAGACAGGCUUUCUUGCUUUAAUGUCUCUUCUUCUGACAUUGUCCAGAGAGGGGGAAAUUGUCAUGUAAAAUAGACUUCCAGAGCUCUUAUUGCCCUCUCUACUCCCAUGCACCCACCUUCCAAGUUCUUUAGCAAGGUCUGGAUGCUUUAAGGAGAAAUUGAUCCAAAGCUUCUGACAAAGGGGACCAAAAAGGGUGCUGGGUCCUAGAAAGCAGUGGUUGCUAUGUUGUGUGCAAUUUUGUUUUAGGCUAACCCUGGUCCCAAGCUCAGUCUCUUCUCCCUCUCCACCAUGUCCAGUCCUUCCAAGUGUUUCUGGAACGUUUGUUUGAGAAGCCAGGAGGGGAUAAAGAAAUCCAGGAUGAGUAAAAAGCUAGUCUUUGAGUGGACUGCAAUCUCUCAAGCUGCCUCCUGGAUCCCCAAACCCCCAACUCUUCUUUCUGAGGAUUGAAAUCCACUCUAACCUCACUUGUGCUAAUGUGGGUGCCAUAGAGGCACAAGCAGCCCCCAAGGGAAGUGUAAGGAGAGAGCUGGACUCCCUAGAGUAAUUGGAUCCCAAAGUCUGGGGUCAAAGAGAAAUUCAACUCUAGAAUUGUUUCCUGAUUUCAUGCAACUCUUCAGAAGAUGAAAUUUUGUUUUGAGCCUUGGUAACUCUUAGAGACAUAAUCCCCCAAGGCACCGUGGACUUGUGUCCACUCCUAUCUGACCUCAUUUUGUCUUCCCUCAAGCCUCAGGGGCUUCAAGCCCCUCCUUGGUACGCCUUGAUCUUCUGGGUCCUCAGUCCUAAAAUUCCCUCUUGUCAACAGCCCUUCCCUCCCUGCCUCCCUUAUACCUUUACCUACACUCAAAGAGGAGCCGACUGCAGCCAGCUUACCUAAGUGGAAGAUCCUAAGCCUCUCUCCCAUGCCAGGGGCAAAGUCCACUCUGGGCCCACUUCAAGGUCAGUUUUUGUAGUUCUUGAGAGUCAAGCUGCCAUCCCUUUGCCUGGUCUUGUCCAGCAUCUCCAAUCUCCUCAAAUGUCCUCAGGGAGGGAUCUGUAUUUACCCAUCCCUCCACUUCCCUUCCCUAUAGAAGUUCCUCUUCUAAGCUCCCUCUCUUCUGUAAGACAGCCCCAGAACUAGAGAAGCUUUGACCUAAAAAGAGUGUGGAAGGCACUCUGAACAAGAGAGACAUUAAAUGAGCCUGGCUGUGGAGUCGCUCUGGCAAAGCAGUCCAGAGUAAUUGGGAGUGGGAUGUGCCUGUUCUCUCAGUGAUAGUGAUGGGGGUGCU
Molecule: messenger RNA, 3209 nt
Organism: Echinops telfairi (small Madagascar hedgehog)
Lineage: Eukaryota; Metazoa; Chordata; Mammalia; Afrosoricida; Tenrecidae
Gene: GPR173
Product: G protein-coupled receptor 173
Exons: 3
Coding region: 518-1639 (373 amino acids)
Biological process (GO): G protein-coupled receptor signaling pathway
Cellular component (GO): plasma membrane
Molecular function (GO): G protein-coupled receptor activity
Source: RefSeq, a predicted model, not a curated record